AUGGCAAAUCAACCAUACAUGUACAUGCGUGGACUUUCAAUUGUGUCGCUAUUGUGCACACCACAAGGAUAUCCGAGUUCUCUUCCACCUCCGCAACAAGACAUCGCUUUUGAAUUCUCUGCCAUUUCAAAAGAAGAGGAUAGCGAUGGCCUCUGUAUCGGAACAUCUCUGAGCGUGCCGGAAUGGGGACAUAGCUCUUACCAGCAUUCGUCAGAAUCACGAAUGGGAACAGCGGAGUUCAUAACCGACGAAAUCAUCACUGCCACAGAAGUGGAAGAAACAUAUCUUCCGUCUCCCGCGGACGAUCUUUUGUCGUUAUUUUAUUCCGCUCUUUGGGUAGCGGCCUACAACAGAGACGAUAACCAGCCGAAUGUGCCCAUCCAUCUGCAGAUACUGCGCCAAGAUCUCGCCGGUGUCAAGAGAGGUCGGGUACAUGCUGAGAGGACUGUCGUAGGCUACCAGAUCCUCAAAGCGAGCAAAUAUGGUGACUUCCUUCCCAAAUGUCAAACGUUUCUUAAACCAUGGGAGGCUAAGAUCCGACGCCUUGCCGUCGACUGGGAAGAAAUGCUGGAGAAGGAUACUGGCGUAAAGCCAUUGGAGGAGCAUUUCUCCAGCUUCUACGAGAGAGGUUUUCUCGACUAUGUCGAGUUGAUGGACGCUGUAUCGGCGGAACAGGCUCUGCAGGAUGCUAUCACUACCGCUCCUCCUCCUAAAUUACCUGCGGUGACAGCCUAUGAUGGGAUAAGGGUCUCAGAGUGGCUGGCCAUGAUGGAGCGACGUAUAUAG
Messenger RNA from Coniophora puteana RWD-64-598 SS2, 786 nucleotides. RefSeq lists its product as uncharacterized. The transcript is spliced from 4 exons. The coding region runs from base 1 to 786 and encodes 261 amino acids. The record is from RefSeq and is a predicted model, not a curated record. Lineage: Eukaryota; Fungi; Basidiomycota; Agaricomycetes; Boletales; Coniophoraceae.